Molecule: messenger RNA, 6543 nt
Organism: Salvelinus fontinalis (brook trout)
Lineage: Eukaryota; Metazoa; Chordata; Actinopteri; Salmoniformes; Salmonidae
Gene: nbas
Product: NBAS subunit of NRZ tethering complex
Exons: 50
Coding region: 61-6528 (2155 amino acids)
Biological process (GO): retrograde vesicle-mediated transport, Golgi to endoplasmic reticulum
Cellular component (GO): endoplasmic reticulum membrane; Dsl1/NZR complex
Molecular function (GO): SNARE binding
Source: RefSeq, a predicted model, not a curated record
UAUUCCGUAGUUUGUGACACUUUCUCAGCCACAGAGUUUGGAUCAACUAUCCACGUAAACAUGGCUGAUGAUAGCAACAUUGAAAUGGAAGAUGAGAAUAUUUUGUAUGAUUUACUUAUAAAUACGGAAUGGCCACCCGAGACCGACACUCAGUUGCGAGGCAACACGGAGCACAGUUCAUCUGUUAUUGCCAAGGCUGUGACAGGGCCUUUUAGGUUCAUCCUGCACUACCUGUGGUACAGUCCCUCUAGUUCCUCUCUACCUCCUGGCCUGGUCCGACUGGCCAACAAGCAGAUCAACUGGCAAUUGGUGCUCGCAAGUAAUGGGAAGCUGCUGGCUGUGGUUCAGGACCAGUGUGUGGAGAUCAGGUCUGCGAGGGAUGACUUUGGCUCUGUCAUUGGGAAGUGUCAGGUGCCGAAGGACCCCAGUCCCCAGUGGCGGCGGGUGGUGUGGUCACAUGACUGUGCCCUGCUGGCGUACGCCGACAGUACCGGUACCGUGCGCGUCUUCGACCUCAUGGGCAGCGAACUGUUCGUCAUCCCCCCGAUGGUCAGUUUCCCGGGCGAUUUCAGCUACGCCGCAGCAGGCCUGAUCUUCCUGGAGUACACGGCCAGUGCUCAGUGGUCCGCUGAGCUGCUCGUCAUCACAUACGGGGGCGGGCUCAAGAGCUACCUCGUCAGUGUCGGGACCAAUCAGAGCUUCCAAGAGAACCACAGCUUCAGUUUCUCCACCCACUACUCUCACGGCAUCACCACGGCGAUAUACCACCCUGGACACCGAUUGCUGCUGGUGGGAGGUUGUGAGUCGGGUGUUGAUGAUGCGUCCAGGGCAACCCGGUGUGGCCUCACAGCCUGGAGAGCUCUGUCUGGGUCGCCCCAUUACAAACAGGUCACCAGCUACGAGGACGACACCUGCACUAACCAGAAGAAAGGCUUCUUCACUGUCCCCAGCUUCAGACUCUUCUCGAGACACAACAAUGAACAGGACGGUGUGUUUCGUAUGAGUCUGUCUCCUGACGGGUCGCUCCUGGCCGUCAUCCAUUUCUCUGGACGUCUGUCUGUAUGGGACCUCCCCUCUCUUAGACAGACGGUCUCCUGGGAUCAACAACUACAGCCAGGAUUUGAGGAGAUCAACCCAGAAUGGAAGACUUCUCUGGAGAAGAGGAAGAAAAUCAAAGACAAGGAGGCGUACUACUCUCUGUGUGAGGUGUCCUGGUGGUCAGACUGUGUGCUGAUCUUGGCCCGCUGUUCUGGUUCUCUGACCGUGUCGUCUGUCAGAACACUUCAAAACCUCCUGGGGAAGAGCUGUGAGUGGUUCCAACCAUCGCCACGGGUUACCGCCGCCCACGACGGGGGCUUCUUCAGUCUGGAGUGUGAAGUGCGUCUGGCACAGAAGAGAGGUCGUCUGGACAGUAACAUGGGCGGUGUGGCUACGGAGGAUGAGGAGGGUGAGGAAGGAGACUCUGACUCUGAUGAAGAGUCGUCAGCCAAGGCCCGUUACUCCGGUUACGUGAAGCAGGGGCUGUACUACGUCACCGAGAUGGAACGCUUCGCGCCGCCACGGAAACGUCCCCGCACCGUCGUCAAGAGUUACCGUCUGGUCAGCCUACGCUCCACCACACCUGAAGAGCUGUACCAAAGGAAGAUAGAUAAUGAGGAGUACGGGGAGGCCCUUUCCCUGGCCCAGGCAUACGGUCUAGACUCAGACCUGGUCUACCAGAGACAGUGGAGGAAGAGCACUGUCAGCAUCGCCUCCAUACAGGACUACCUGAGUAAGAUCCGUAAGCGGUCGUGGGUUCUCCAUGAGUGUGUUGAGCGCGUCCCAGAGAACGUGGAUGCUGCUAAGGAGCUGUUGCAGUACGGCCUGAAGGGGACCGAUCUGGAGGCCCUCAUCGCCAUCGGGAGCAGAGAGGACGGUGGCAGGUUCAUCCUAUCAGGUGACCUUGACGUCGAUGACGCUCCGUACGAAGACUUCCUGUCUGCAGAAAAAGAGAUGGAGUUAAAGAGAGAGAAGGAGAGCCGGACGAGAAGGGAGCUACUGGCCAAGGUCGACUUCAGCAGGUUGACCCUGGAGCAGAAGGAGUUGUGUCGGAGUAGACUGAAGCUGCUGUGUUACUUGGACCGCUUGGCCACCUACGAGGAUAUAUUAGGUGGUCCCGGUGCUGCAGAACAGAGAUACGACUCUGAGUUCUUCAAGAAGUUCCGGAACCAGAAUAUCAUUCUGUCAGCAAGAACCUACGCCAGGGAGAGUAACGUCCAGGCGCUGGACAUCCUGUUCACCUAUCAUGGAGCAGAGCUUCUCCAACACCGAUUGGCUAUUCUCUUCAACUUCCCAGAAACCACCUCACCACACGAGUACACCAACCUGCUGCCUGAGGCCUGUGUGGAUGAGAGAGGCAAUUUGGGGGUGAUCCCCUGGGAUGAACGGAGACACAGGGAGAUGGACUGGUGUGAAGAGGACCAGUGCAGGACGGUAUUGGAUCAAAACCUACCGGACCAUGCCCACUUCCUGUAUGAGGAUGCUCCUGAUUGGCUGCGGUUCCGUACGGCCACGCCCCCUAUGGACCUGCUGACGGACUGGUACCUGAGCCGUGCCCAGGACAUAGACUCCUGUUCUAGACAGGUGGACUGUGCACUGUCAUUGGUGCGUCUGGGGAAGGAGCGGGAUAUCCCGGGGUUGGAGCGGCUGUGUGAUGACCUGGUAACCAUGGAGACGUUGGUGUACGAGACGGCGUGCGAGCUCAGCCUGACACUAAGAGACUUGCAGCAGCUCAGUGACAUCGACAAGCUCCGCCUCCUCAUGAAGAACUCCAGUGCAGAGAGCUAUGUUAAAGAUGUGUUCCAGUGGAUGGUUCCUUUCCUGCACCGCUGUGAGAAACAGAUCGGGGGCGCUAGCGAGGCCCUGCUGAGAGAAUAUCUGAUGACCCUCUCUCGGCAAGACCUGUCUCUACCCCUGGCCGUCUUCCAACACUCCAGACCUGACAGCCAGCAGAAGGUGCUUGGGGACCCAGAUCAGCUGAUGACUGUGGCGUUGGAGUGCAUCGACAGCUGUGAGAGAGACGACCAGCUGUCCCUCUGCUACGACAUCCUGGAGUGUCUACCUCAGAGAGGCUACGGACCGGAGACGCACAUCACCUCAUCUCUCCACGACCAGGUGGACAAACUGGAAAAACACCUCAGUGUGGUAGAGGUGUUGGAGAAGCAUGAUCUUCAGAAGCCUGUCUCCUAUGUGAGGAGUAGCCAGACCAGUACAGAGGAGGCUCAUGAUCUCAUGGUCAAACUCUGCAGACACACCGGGCGCAGGACCCCCCCUGUCAGUGAGUCUGUGUGGAGAGGUGUGCUACAGGACCUGCUGGACAUGCAGCGUAGCGUGUACACCUGUCUCCUACCUGACACCUGUCACCAGAUAUUUGUGGAGUCAUUGCUGUGCAGUAGCCGUCCGGAGAACGUCGUCCUGGCCGGUCAGCUGAUACACUGUUCAGCGGUCAGCCGGGAUGUGGUUCCGGUCGGCGUGUCAUUCCGAGACCGGGGUCGCGGCGGCGUGAGCGCUAAGGUCAACUACCACACAGCCGUAGAGCUGGUUCUGGCUGCUGCCAGGGAAUACUUCAACUCCUCCACCACCCUCACCGACCCUUGUAUAGAACUGGCCCGGGCGUGUCUGAAGCUGAUCACAGACUGUCCACCUGCGGUUCAGGAGGAGAUGGAUAUCAUCAGCUCCCUCUCUAUGCUGGAGUACUUCAACGUCAAAAUACUACCGCUGCAAGUGCGUCUGCGUGUGGAGCGGUUGUCUCUAAUUGAGCAGUGUAUUUCCCAGUGUUCUAAGGCCUACACACAAUCAGCCCUGCUUCUGGACCUGGCCUCACUGCUCAGAGUCGCAGGUGGUGAUCAGUGGAGAUGUAAGGGGCAGGUGUUCUCUCUACUAGCUCAACAGGCUCUUCAGGCGCUGGACUACAAGACCUCCUACAUACACUGUCAGGACCUCAUGGCCUCAGGUUAUGGUGAUGGAUGGGAAGUGUGUAGCCUGCUUGGACAGUGUGAGGGGUACUUGGACCUCAGGGCUCGCCAGGAGCUGCUGGCCUUCUCUUUGACGCACUGCCCCCCCGCCAGCAUCCACCCUCUCCUGGCUGCCUCUAGUGACCUACAGACACAGGUGUUGUACCAGGCAGUGAACUAUCAGCUGGACCCCCCUGAACCUGAAUGUUUCCGGGAGGAGACUGAGUCAGUACAGGCCGCUGGUCCUCCCAGCUCUGUUUCACCACUGGGUGGCGCUGCAGGAGACCUGCUCCAUCGUACCACCAAUAGAACCAUUGAGGUCCUGGCCAGUACUGGCUUGACCACGAAGGCAGUUCUGACUGCAGUCAGCGACCACAGCUGGUGGAAGGACCAGCUCAAUUACCUCCGACCACUGCAUGGUCGGAGUGGAGGCUCCAAGGCUGUAGGAGGCGAGGGGAACAGUGGUCUGCAGAGACAGGGUGUUAACCCCUUCUACCAGGGACUGUUUGAUGACCCAUAUGUAGACCAGAGUGAAGAUGUGUAUGGGUCGUAUGAUGCCGUACCUCACGAGCAGUUUGCUGAGGUUCUACUACGGACUGGGAAGCUGGCCGAGACCAAGACAGAGGGACAGACCCUGUUCCCUGCCACAGAGGUACUGCUACAGCUGGCCUGUGAUGCCUUUCCCAGAGAUAUGACCCUGGCCCUGGCCUAUCUCCUGGCCCUGCCGCAGGUCCUGGAUGCUAACAGGUGUUUUGAGAAGCAGUCCCACUCGGCCCUGUCCCUGCAGCUAGCAGCCUACUACUAUAGUCUACAGAUCCACAACCACCUGGUCCCAUGCCUUAAGGCCAACACACACACUCUCUACAGGGCCGACCCCAAGGAGCUGAUCCGAUUGGUCACCCAGCACGUGACGGCCCAUUCUGAUUGGCCAGCGGACGUGGAGGAGUUGAUUGGCCAGCUCCAGGUGUAUAACGAGCGUCUGACAGACCUGACGCAGGCCCAGGUGUUGCAGGGUCUGGGACGUGGCGUGGACAUAAAACGAUUCAGUUCCGACACACACUACAAGAAACAGACCAUACUGGGGCUGACUGAGACCCUGGAUGACAGCGUGUGGAGGAUCAGUCUGUCUCUUGCCCAGCGCUACAGCAUUCUCCUCUGGGAUAUCUACAUGACUCACCUGGAAUUCCUCUUCACUGACAGCGGUCUCUCUACCAAGGACAUCGAGGGUCGUGUGGACACCUUGGCUCUAUUUGACUCUCUGAAGUCAGAUCCUGAGUCUUUCUACAGUCACAUGUCUAAAUAUGUGUUGACCUCCGUGGAAGGGACAGAUCUGCCCAGGCUGCUGUAUUACUAUAUUCUGUUGGAGAACUGUGGUUGUGGAUCGUACUGCUCUUCCGUCAUCACCCCUGACACUCACAUCAAACUGCUCAAGAAGCUACGCUCCGUCACUACCGGGCUGGACUACCGUAAGAUGACCGAUGAGGUGUCGGACCCCCUGACCGCUCUGGAACCUGUUCUAACCAGUCAGAAUGUCCUGUCCAUCUCCAAACUGGCCAAUCGGCUCCCUCGCCCAGGAGGGGGUGUGGUUUCUGCUAGCGCAGUGCACGCAACCUGGUUAAAGAAGCUGUUCUGGAGGGGAGACCCACAGGUUUUAAAGAGACCCCCCCAGACAGAGCAGGACUACCUCCACGCCUAUGACACCUGCGCUAAAUACUUGGACAGACUGCUUCCUGCUGAUGCUGUCCACUUCCUGGAUGACAUCACAUUCUCUCCGCUAGCAGUCAAUCAGCUCAGUGUGAGUGUGCGGGUGGAGGUGAUGAAGAGGGGGAUGAAGGCUCUGCGGCAGCUCCGAGAGAAGAGUAAGAAAAGGGGCGUAGACGACGGGGAGUCAGACAGAAGCGACACCUCCAGCUUUGACCACGCCCUCUCCCACCUGCAGCAGUCCUUGGCUCACCUGGACACGCUAGGCCACGCCUUCAUCCUGUCACUCAAAGAUAGCAACCAGGAACGGUUGCAGAGCUACAGUCGUACCUAUGAUCUCUCCCGUUCUGAACGGUCCAAAGUCCAGGCCCUGGCUGUCACCAUGGCGACAGACGGACAACCGCUGGAGCAAAUUGGAGAGCUGCUGGGCAUCGCCGUGGGCAACCUGGACCUGUCAAUCAAAACCGUUCUGCAGGUGGCCGUGGAGAAAGUAGUCUCUGCCCUCAGCGGAGACGAGGAGGUGGUGAAUGAUUACCCAGAACCCCUCAUGGUGUUGGAGGGAAUGGUCUCUGCAGUGCACCACCACGUCCAGAGCGGUGACCCUGUGGUCAGUUCUGACGACCUGUUGGCGUGGUUACGACCGUUCUGCAGCGACGGCUCUUUUGCGGUGCGACCACGUAUCGAGGUACUGCAGAUUCUGGAGAACAACUUCAGUCUUAGGGACAGUGACGUUCAUCUGUUGCUGCUCUACAGGACCCAAGCUGUACUGAAGGACAGGCAGGUAAGGGCUGUCCCCGACAACAACAACAAAUUUGGUCUAUCCGGAGUCGUCUGAUCUUUUGACCAAUUG